CCCCCUAGUGAGGGGUGGCCCGGCCCGGCUCGGCUCAGCCGGGGGACGCGGCUCCGGCCGGGCCUGGCUCGGCGUAGGGGAGGGCCCGAUUCGGCCGGGCCCGGCCGCGCCUGCUCGGUGCGGUGCGGUGCGGCCAUGGCGGGGUUGGAGCUGCUGUACUGCUGCGCUCAGGCCGGCAUCUCCUGCCCGCAGGAUGCGUUGGUUUGCGGGCUCCACUGGGAGCUGAUCCAGCACGGCUACCGCUGCCUCGGCGCCGGAGAGCAGCCAGGUCCUGAUGAAAGGAAGUCAGAGCUGCUGCCUGCUGGCUGGGGAGCCAACAAGGAGGUAUAUACACUGCGCUACAAGUCCACAGACGAUGCCCGGGAACUGCUGCUGAAGGCCAUUGUGGUGGAAGACAGCAUGAUCCUCAAUGUCAUGGAUCGUGCUUCUCAGAAGGUGGCAGACGUGACCUUGGCGGUGGCUGACUACAUCAACCCAGAGCACCUGAAUGAUUUCCACAGGGUCUACAAGAACAUGGAUGAGCUGAGGACAAGGAUUGCUUCAGGUAUCAUCGCUCCCCUCGGGGUCCCCACAGAAGAGGCCAAGAAGGAGUCCCAGCCGGAGAAGAAGGAUCCUGUCUUGCCCCAGGAUUAUAACCCCCUUGGGAUCCCUCCCCGGCACCCUGCAGGCACGAGAGCACCAUCCUGGCCUUCUCCUUUGAACCCCUUUGCUGUUGGUGGGCAGGACCUGGACCCUUUGGGCGGUCAGAGUGGAGGAAUGAUCGUUGAUCCUCUCCGGUCUGGGUUCCCGCAGCCUGGCAUUGACCCAUCAGCAGGUCUCCCCAGCCGCCUUCCCCCAGGAGCAGUUCCACCAGGAGCCAGAUUCGACCCCUUCGGCCCCUUAGGGGCUGGUAGGGCCGGGCCAGAUCCCGACCACCUCCCACCUCCAGGCUAUGAUGACAUGUUCAUGUGAGGAGUCACUGAGUGGUUUCUCAGCCGGCUGCAGCCAGAGCAGACUCCUGGGGAGAAGAGCACUUUCCCCUCUUCAUUCCCCUCUUUGGUGGACUUUGAUCUUUUCAGCAGCGAUUUUCCUCUUCCUGCUCAGGGCCAUGUUCCUGUGCUUCAGACUGGCUAUAAAGGUUUCCAUAUGUGCAGAACAGAAGAGGAGGCAAUAGGUCCAUUUCUUUCUAUGCUCCUCCGAGAGUGGGUGGCCUUGGGCACGCAGCAGACAUGGGCCUGCCCUGUGCCAUGGCAGCAUGGGGAGCAGUGUGGCGUGCUGAGAGCAGCCCUGGGCUUUGAGGUUUCCUCCUCUCCUCCAGGGUGGCAUCGCUUUUGCUGCUGGGAUUAUGCAUGCAGUCAGUGGUAAGGAGGGAGCUGGCUUCUUGCCGCUCCCAUGCUGGGGAGCUGCAAUAGCCCCGCUGAAAGCAUCAGCCGGAGAAGGCUCCCCAUGCAGAGAUGGUUUCUCUCUUGCUCUUUAUCCAAGCAGAGGGCUGACCAGCAUGGAGGGCUGAAGCCCAUCUCAUAGGGUCUUUGUGGGCAGACCCCCAGUAGUGGCUCAGGUGGGCAUCUGCAUGGGCGUGCACACUGGAUGUGAAGGGCUCCAACAGCAAAGCCUUUAACAUGCAUGAGAAGAGACAUACAGUGAAUUCCUGGCACUACCUGGCCCCCUGUAGCCAUGCUGUCCUUCAUUCCUGGGGAUGCGUGCCAAACCCACAGGUGGUAUGGAGGGCUGCCCAUUGGGCAGCGUGCGGGGUUGGGGUGGAACAGAGGGGGCUUGGUGCCCACCUGAGCUCUGGGUCCAGCACUGUCUCUCUCUGUGCCUGGUGGAGCUGAAGGAUUUGGGGCUUUGCUCUGCAGUGGGUUUAUAGGAACACGCUUGACUACUGCCAGUCCCAUGGCAUGAGACUUGUGUGGUUCUGCCCAGCUGGACUCUGUGCUGCCAUCACCAAACAGCUUGUGGAGGAAGGGUCAGGUUUCUCAGCUCUUUCUGGAAACCCUUCCCUGUCCUGCAACUCCCCCUGUGUCAGAUAAGUUGGGGGCUGGAGCCCACCUGGAGUUCAAACUAUAUCUUCUUCUCGUGGUUUGAUUUCUUGGAAGGAUGUUCAUGAGUUUGAAAUAAAAAUCUGACAACA
This is a messenger RNA of Numida meleagris (helmeted guineafowl), 2110 nucleotides long. It is a transcript of the gene PSMF1, whose product is annotated as proteasome inhibitor subunit 1. The record is from RefSeq and is a predicted model, not a curated record. The transcript has 7 exons. Lineage: Eukaryota; Metazoa; Chordata; Aves; Galliformes; Numididae. Gene Ontology annotation, molecular function: endopeptidase inhibitor activity; proteasome binding. The coding region runs from base 136 to 951 and encodes 271 amino acids. Gene Ontology annotation, biological process: proteasome-mediated ubiquitin-dependent protein catabolic process.